AACAUAAUAUAUACUGACUUCAAAAGAUUCUGGUAGUUUAUUAGUUAUGGAAACUUUUUCAUUGCAGUGUUACGGAAAGCUUCGGCCGACAGGCUGAAUAACUGAUCGAUAACAGCGCCUCACACAGCAGAGCAUUCAAUAGAUUUUGUAUAUAGCGACUGUCACACCGGUAACUGAUCAAUGUUAGCGAACAUGUUAUAAUGUACCGGGAUUAAAGUAAUAAUACUGAUAAAAGUGAUAGAAAAGAAAGAUAAGAGACGUUAAAAGUUAUAUUUUAUGAAAGAUAUUAAUAAAUCCGAAUGACAAAGGAAAAUCAGAAGUUCUAUGACGGGCAUGGCAAAAUGUUAGCUUGAAGUUGUUUAUGGAAUAAGACUUGGACGUUUCCGCUAGUACUGUCUCAAGACAGCAAGUAUAAUGAGGAUGAUUGUCGUUAUACAAGACAACGUCUAAGACCUCAAACCAAAAUAUCUCUACAGAGUAUUUGUCGUGAGAUCAAAUUUCGAUGUUGUUUAAUAACUAUAAUUGUUGAUUUAUACAGUAAAAACACUGCUACGUCAAAAAAUCAACAUUUCAAAUCGUUUUGUGGAUAUGCCUAAGCUGUAACGUUCCGUUAUUCUCCAUAGUUACCUCCAAGAUGACGGAAAAUGCAACAGGAAACCCGAACGGAACACCUCCAUUCGUGAAUCUAAGGAUAAUGACACCUAUUGAAUAUGCCGUACCAAUAAACGGAUACUUCUCACCCAUUUUAAUAUGCUUCACUGUGGUUACAAAUAUACUAGUCGUUGUGGUGCUUCUAAAGAAACAUAUGCGUACCCCAACAAAUGCAAUUCUCGCCGGAAUGGCGGUGUCCGACAUGUUUACUGGACUUAUCCCUUUACCAGUAUUCAUUUAUUUUUUUUCACUUGGAAACUAUAGGGAAAAAGUGCCAUUGAACUGGUGCGUUAUCUACGUUUAUUUCGGAGAAUAUAUUCCAACAAUAUUCCACACGGCUUCAAUAUGGCUGACAAUGGCACUGGCAAUUCAGCGAUAUAUUUAUAUUUGUCAUUCUUUCCAAGCCCGUAAAUGGUGUACGAUGCAAAACGUUUUAUUAGGAACAGCAAUCAUAUAUGCUAUUGCAACUUUAGCGCAGGUUUCGCGGUUCCUAGAGGAGGACUAUAUAGAUAUUGAAGCUCCCUCAAAUGUAAACCCAAAUGAAACUGUAAAUGCAUGUGUUAGAGUCCUUAAGCCCUGGGUUAGGAAUCAUAUGGAUCUUUAUUACAAUGUAUACUUUUGGUUCCGUGUCAUAUGUAUCCAUCUGAUACCGUGUACAUUUUUAGUAGUCCUAAAUGCUCUGUUAAUAUUAACAAUGCGACAGGCACAAAUUAGAAGAAUGCAGUUGUUGAAACAAAACAAAAAGAGUGAAUCCAGAAAGCUAAAGGACAGCAACUGUACAACAUUAAUGCUGGUUGCUGUUGUCGGAUUAUUUUUAUUGGUAGAAUUUCCAAUGGGAAUAAUCAUGAUACUAAAUAUUGUUCAAAAUACAUUCGAACAUGUUAAUAUUUGUGAUGAUCGAACCUUCGCCAUUAUGUCACUUAUGUCCAAUUUCUUCAUUUUGCUAAGUUAUCCUCUUAAUUUUUUUAUUUAUUGUGGAAUGAGCCGACAGUUUCGAGAAACAUUCAAAAGAAUGUUUAUUGGUGGAAGCAUGCCUAUAGAUCGGGAAUGCUCGCAGUAUAUGACGCUUCCGAUCGAAAACGGAAAUAAGACUCAGAUGACGGGAGGAGAAACUGUCCUGUAAAUGAGCUUGAGAACUAGUAAAUCGAGUAUGGAACAUUGAAAAAUAACCUCGAAACGGAGGUUCUAGUAGUUCUUUCGUCAGAAUUUAAUCUUUGUUAAACUAACAUCAGAUGUCUUUGAUUUUUUUAUGGCUAAUGUACGGCUGUCAGUCAUCUGUGUUCAGUUACAACAAUCACGCGGUUUGUGAGGAAACAUAUAAUAUGAAGAAGUGGACAUGCUAUUUGAUUAACAGCAAUAUCCAUUGUUUCGGAGAUGAUACUUGAUGAAGGAUACUCGCCGUUGUUUCGGAGAUUGACCUAAAUACUGCAAAUCUUAAAUAUAUUGAAAUCAAUAUUGCCUUUCGUUGUAUCUACUUAUGUUAAGAAUGUACAGAUCUUGUAUUAAUGUUAUGUUAAUAUAUAAAUGAAUCGUCAACAAA
Molecule: messenger RNA, 2191 nt
Organism: Mytilus californianus (California mussel)
Lineage: Eukaryota; Metazoa; Mollusca; Bivalvia; Mytilida; Mytilidae
Product: sex peptide receptor-like
Exons: 3
Coding region: 635-1774 (379 amino acids)
Biological process (GO): G protein-coupled receptor signaling pathway
Cellular component (GO): membrane
Molecular function (GO): G protein-coupled peptide receptor activity
Source: RefSeq, a predicted model, not a curated record